AUGCAAGCUGUAGUGCCCUUGAACAAGAUGACAGCCAUCUCACCAGACCCUCAAACUCUGGCCUCGACUGAACAAAAUGAGGUCCCAAGAGUGGUUACUUCUGGGGAGCAAGAAGCUAUUUUAAGAGGAAAUGCGGCUGACGCAGAGUCUUUCAGACAGAGGUUUAGGUGGUUUUGUUACUCAGAAGUAGCUGGACCCAGGAAAGCUCUGAGUCAACUCUGGGAGCUCUGCAUUCAGUGGCUGAGACCAGACAUUCACACGAAAGAACAGAUUUUAGAGCUUUUGGUGUUUGAGCAGUUCCUGACCAUUUUGCCUGGGGAAAUCAGGAUUUGGGUAAAGUCACAACAUCCUGAGAGUAGUGAGGAGGUGGUGACCCUAAUAGAAGAUUUGACCCAGAUGCUUGAAGAAAAAGAAGAUCCAGUCUCUCAAGAUUCUACUGUUUCCCAAGAGGAGAACUCAAAAGAGGAUAAAAUGGUCGCUGUUUGUCCCAAUACUGAGUCCUGUGAAUCUAUAACAUUGAAGGAUGUAGCUGUGAACUUUUCAAGAGGAGAGUGGAAGAAGCUGGAGCCUUUUCAAAAGGAGCUAUAUAAGGAAGUGCUACUGGAAAACUUCAGGAACCUAGAAUUUCUGGACUUUCCAGUUUCAAAAUUAGAGUUGAUUUCCCAGCUAAAGUGGGUUGAAUUGCCAUGGCUGCUGAAAGAAGUCUCAGAAGGCUCCCGACCAGAUGAAUCGGCUUUAGAUAAAAUAAUAGAAAGAUGCCUCAGGGAUGAUGAUUAUGGCUUGAUGGAAGAAUUCCAGCAAUAUUGUGGCAGCUCAGAGGAGGAUCACAGUAAUCAGGGAAAUUCAAAAGGAACAGUCACACAAAAAACUCUUGGCAGUGGCAAUAGGGGUGAGGAAUUUGACCCAGAUAAAAGCCCCUUUGGACAUAAUUUCAAAGAAACUUCAGACUUACUUAAACAUCUGAGAGUCUACUUGAGGAAGAAAUCUCGGAGGUAUAAUGAAAGCAAGAAACCCUUCAGUUUUCAUUCAGACCUUGUUCUGAACCGCAAGGAGAAAACCACUGGAGAAAAGUCACGGAAAUCUAAUGAUGGUGGGAAAGUCUUAAGUCACUCUUCAGCUCUUACUGAACAUCAGAAACGUCAGAAGAUUCAUUUGGGGGAUAGGUCCCAAAAAUGCAGUAAGUGUGGGAUAAUCUUUAUUAGAAGAUCAACUCUUUCUAGGAGAAAAACCCCUAUGUGUGAGAAAUGUCGGAAAGAUUCAUGUCAAGAAGCAGCCUUAAAUAAAGAUGAGGGAAAUGAGACUGGAGAAAAAACUCAUAAAUGUAGUAAGUGUGGAAAAGCCUUUGGCUAUAGCGCCUCACUCACCAAACAUCGGAGAAUUCACACUGGAGAAAAACCCUAUAUGUGUAAUGAAUGUGGAAAAGCUUUUAGUGAUAGUUCAUCACUCACACCACAUCAUAGAACUCACAGUGGAGAGAAACCCUUCAAAUGUGAUGAUUGCGGGAAAGGUUUCACCCUAAGUGCUCACCUCAUUAAACAUCAGAGAAUUCAUACUGGAGAAAAACCUUAUAAAUGUAAAGACUGUGGGAGACCCUUCAGUGACAGUUCAUCUCUUAUUCAGCACCAGCGAAUUCAUACUGGAGAAAAACCCUAUACAUGUAACAAUUGUGGAAAAUCCUUCAGUCAUAGCUCAUCCCUUUCCAAACAUCAGAGAAUUCAUACUGGAGAGAAACCCUAUAAAUGUGGCGAAUGUGGAAAAGCCUUUAGACAGAAUUCAUGCCUUACCCGGCAUCAGAGAAUUCACACUGGAGAAAAACCGUAUUUGUGUAAUGAUUGCGGAAUGACUUUUAGCCAUUUUACAUCUGUGAUUUAUCAUCAAAGACUUCAUUCAGGAGAAAAACCCUACAAAUGUAACCAAUGUGAGAAAGCCUUCCCAACCCAUUCACUGCUUAGUCGUCAUCAGAGAAUUCAUACUGGUGUAAAACCUUAUAAAUGUAAAGAAUGUGGGAAGUCCUUCAGUCAGAGUUCAUCUCUUAAUGAGCACCACCGAAUUCAUACAGGAGAGAAACCCUAUGAAUGUAACUAUUGUGGUGCAACCUUUAGUCGAAGCUCUAUCCUUGUAGAACACCUAAAAAUUCAUACCGGAAGGAGAGAAUAUGAAUGUAACGAAUGUGAGAAGACAUUUAAAAGUAAUUCAGGCCUCAUUAGACAUCGGGGAUUUCAUGCUGCAGAAUAA
Messenger RNA from Rhinopithecus roxellana (golden snub-nosed monkey), 2235 nucleotides. RefSeq names its product zinc finger protein 483 (gene ZNF483). Lineage: Eukaryota; Metazoa; Chordata; Mammalia; Primates; Cercopithecidae. The transcript is spliced from 5 exons. Gene Ontology annotation, molecular function: RNA polymerase II cis-regulatory region sequence-specific DNA binding; DNA-binding transcription factor activity, RNA polymerase II-specific. The record is from RefSeq and is a predicted model, not a curated record. Bases 1 to 2235 code for a protein of 744 amino acids. Gene Ontology annotation, biological process: regulation of DNA-templated transcription.